Messenger RNA from Armigeres subalbatus, 1189 nucleotides. RefSeq lists its product as uncharacterized. Lineage: Eukaryota; Metazoa; Arthropoda; Insecta; Diptera; Culicidae. Gene Ontology annotation, molecular function: nucleic acid binding; zinc ion binding. The transcript has 2 exons. The record is from RefSeq and is a predicted model, not a curated record. The coding region runs from base 21 to 953 and encodes 310 amino acids.
UCGAAAGUGAUCAACCUUCAAUGUAUUAUCUUGUUCUCUCAAUAAAGCCAGUUUUAUUCCAGCACUCACCCGAAACACACGUUUAUUACAGUGGCGACGAGGAUGCGCAAAUAAACAAAAUGGCGGCUAGUGCGGCAAGUUUUCGCAAGUUUGAAGAGGAAGAGGAAGAAUGGCAGCUGUUCAAGGAACAAUUGGAGGAAUGGUUCAAGUCGUCGGGAGUGGUAGCUGGCAAGAAAGUGUCAAUAUUGAUAAACUGCCUCAGUGUGAAAACCUAUAAGUUGGUGCGGGAUUUGUGUACGCCAGUGGUUCCGGCAAAUAAGACCUACGAGGAGUUAUGUCAAUUGCUGGCCGAACACUUUACGCCAACUACGGUCGUUCACCGGGAGAGAAGAAUGUUUUUUUCGGCGAAACGUGGCGAACAUGGACCAGAGAACGUAAAUAUGUGGAUCGCUAGGAUCAAGCGAUUGUCCGCCAAUUGUAAAUUCGGGAACCACCUUGAGCACAACCUAACCAACAAAUUCAUAUGCGGUCUCGUAGGAAGAGCGUUGGAUCGAAUUUGUGAAGAAGAUGAAAAUGUCACAUUCGAGAAAGCCAGAGAGCUCGCCCUGAAAUACGAGCUAGAAGAAGAUUGGAAGAAUGCAGAAGGGGAGCAGCUCAAUGUGUUGCGACAGCGAUUGAACCGAACGAAAAACGAGGAGCCACGACGGGAAUCGCAGCUAAAGUUAUCAAGCGAGGAAGUGAAAUGUUUCGUUUGUGGCAAACGAGGCCACGUCAGGGCAAACUGCCGCUUCCGCAACAGUGUUUGCAACAGCUGCAACAAAAGAGGACAUCUGGCAGCAGUUUGUAGAACCAAGGCGAAGAAUUACGUGGAGAAUCAGGCAGUAUUUGCCGAGGACGAAGAUUCCGACGAGUGUAUUGAAACCCACCCAAAUUUCAUGAAAAUCGCAUUGUAGGACUUCAGCAAAACGCAGCCCAAACGUUCCUGGUAUUCCGAUGUAAUAGAAGGAUGUAGCGGGUGCAUCAUUUAACUUGUUGUGGGGGUGUUCAGUGUGGGAUAGUCGAAAGUGAUCAACCUUCGAUGUAUUAUCUUGUUCUCUCAAUAAUGCCAGUUUUAUUCCAGCACUCACCCCAAACACACGUUUAUUACAGUCACAAAGCCCGUAACUUACAUCAUUCUGAUGUCUAUGUU